CGUCAUUCGCCUUAAUAACUGGCGUUCUCCCUUCACUAUGGGCGUCGUACAGUAAUAUAUAUGGCCGACGUCCAAUUUAUGCAGUCUCAAACAUGAUUACAGCGCUAGGCAACCUUGGCAGUGCGCUGUCAGUCAAUAUUGGAAUGCUGAUCGCAUUCCGUGGAAUCACGGCCAUUGGUGCAAGUGCAUGCGUUGCCAUGGGAGCUGGAGUGGUAACGGAAGUAUUUGACGACAAUGAACGUGGAAGAGCACUUUCUUGGAACAAUGCUUUACCAAUCACGAUGACUGCUGUAUCCCCCAUGAUUUCUGGUUUAUUGGCUCAAUAUUUCGGAUGGAGAAGCGUUUUCUGGUUCUAUACCAUUUGUUAUGGGGUUCUAUUCAUUUGCGUGAUAUUUUUAUUACCAGAAACCAAAAAGAACUUGAAAGGAGACAGUCAAAGGAGCAAACUGAAGCAACUUGCCGUCGUCAAUCCUGCAUCAUCAUUGCAGCUUUUGCGCUAUCCUAACCUUCUACUUACAUCUAUUUAUAUGGGUCUCAUGUUCUUUGUAAACUAUGCCGUGAAUACGUCGUUUACGUGGGCCUAUAGCAAUCAAUAUGGAUUCAAUCCAGUCCAGGUCGGCUUAUGCUAUAUGUUGGGUGCUUUCGGAUAUUGCGUUGGUGCCUACACAGCUGGAUCAUUAUCAGAUCGUAUGUAUCGUCAACGCGUACAGAAAGCAAAAGACAAGAACGAGCGCGUGUACCCGGAAAUGCGACUCAGUAGAGCAUCAUUGGCGCCGGCCGCUGUUCUGAUGGUUGGAGGAUAUGCUGCAUAUGGAUGGUGCAUACAAGCAAACGCGCAUUUUAUAUUCGGUAUGCUUAUGCAGAUGUUCGCGCAACUUGGAAUGAUGAUCUGGGUAUGCUUUUUGACAGUUUACGCCAUUCAGUGUUUUCCAGAUCGUGGAGCAUCUGUACAAGGUAUAGCAAUACUGCUUUGUCACAACUACACCUGUAUUAUUAGCAAGACUUGUAUGUAUCAGUUAAUAUCUUUUCACAACAAUCUAUAGCCUGUUUCCAGAUCGUCAAAAACUCGUUCAUCGUAGUUGCUAUUUUGUCCGUCAUAAAAUUACAAGAUUUGCUAGGACAUGGCAUUCUUUACUCUAUUUGUGGAGGAAUAUUGCUUGCGGCAUCGCUAUUUGUAAUUUACAUUCAAACCAAUACUGAAAGGUGGCAACGGAUACAAAAAGAGCACCCACUAUAAAUAUAGAAGUUCUUUCGAUUUCCUUCUUUUUCUUUACGUGCAUACAUAUGUAAUCGAUCAAAUAAAUGUAAUCAUAUUUUAAGACAGAAAG
Molecule: messenger RNA, 1328 nt
Organism: Zychaea mexicana
Lineage: Eukaryota; Fungi; Mucoromycota; Mucoromycetes; Mucorales; Lichtheimiaceae
Product: major facilitator superfamily domain-containing protein
Exons: 7
Coding region: 93-1043 (316 amino acids)
Biological process (GO): transmembrane transport
Molecular function (GO): transmembrane transporter activity
Source: RefSeq, a predicted model, not a curated record